This is a messenger RNA of Maniola jurtina (meadow brown), 1714 nucleotides long. RefSeq lists its product as uncharacterized. The record is from RefSeq and is a predicted model, not a curated record. Lineage: Eukaryota; Metazoa; Arthropoda; Insecta; Lepidoptera; Nymphalidae. The transcript has a single exon. The coding region runs from base 189 to 947 and encodes 252 amino acids.
CACACGUGUUUUUCGACUCUUAUAGUGUUUUAUUUAUUUAAAUUAUAAAUAGUGUAUUUUAAAACAUGUUUUAAGUGUUAUCAUACCUUGCUAGCAGUGUUCCAUUCAUCAAAUCCAUAACUUGCAGCAUAAUAAUCCAAAUAACUUCAUCACAUCACUAUAAGCACGAUCACUACAAGAGUUACCUAAUGGAGGCCAUUCAGCAGUCAGUACAGGCUUUGACAGAGCACUUUAACACACAGAUGGCUGAGUUUCAAAAAAAUUUGCAAGGUGCCAUUCCAGCUGCGAGCCCCACCUCAAAUAUUGCAGCUCAAUUCAAUGCUUUCCGGUCCUUCGUGUUGUCAGCUCUCGCAGGUCUACAGCAACAAGUGGAAGUCCUAUCCAAGCAAACAGAUCAACUUGAGAUGCGGAGCAGGAAAAAGAUGCUAUUAGUACAUGGCAUCCCCGAAAGCGAUGACAGCAAUCUGGCGGCCACGGUAAGCACAUCUCUGUCUAAUCAUCUCAAGCUGUCGGCCUUCCAGGAAGAGUGCCUCAGUCGUUGCCAACGGAUCGGUCAGACUAAAAGUGACAAGCCCCGGGCCAUACUCCUUAAAUUCCAUGACUUGUCAAUGAGGAACCAGGUGUGGUUUGCAAAGACUUCACUCAAGAAUACUGGCAUAACGUUGUCGGAAUUUCUGACAAAAGACAGACACGAUGCUUUCAUGGCAGCGAGGCAGAAGUUUGGGAUUUCGAAAUGCUGGACGAGAGAUGGUCUUAUUAUUAUUGCUGGUCAGGCCAACAAGCGUUACCGCGUCACAACCAUUAAGGAAGUAAAUUCCAUAAGCCAGGCACGCGAUAUUAAAGAAGCCACGCCUUCAGCGGCCGCUCCUACUGCCAAGACGACUCCCAAUGUGAAUAAACCUUCCUCUGAUGCAUUUUCGAAGCCCAAAAGGAACGUCAGGAAGUAAGCAAAUAGCAACUAAUCAGGGACACUUUAUUCAUUCGGACGCUGCUUUCUUGUGCGUUCUUGUAUUGCAUCACUUCUCGCUGACAUACCUACCUACACAUUUCGAUAUACAGUUAAGUACCUUGGUACCUACACUUUAAUGUUUAAUCCAUUCACUCACUGUUACAAUACUUGUUUACAAACAAAGAGUAUAUAAACACUACGUUACAAAGUUGCUAUAAUAUGUGUGCGGUAGGUAGGUAGGUAGCGUGUGACAAACUUGUGUCAAAGUCAAAAUAGUGCUAAAUGACAUUGACAGAAGACGACAGUGACAUGCAUGCUUCAUGAUGUGAACUCGACGGACUUUUCGAGGUGUCGUAUUGUCUAUGUGAGCCUUGGAUCUUAUUUAAUAGGCAUGGAUAUGGUAGCACUGGAGUUGACAAGUAAUAGUUAUUAUAAUAACAGGUUCCAUGACGUAGACCUACGAUGUUUGUCGAGUCUAGUGGUUUUGAUUCGUUCAUGUUUGUAUCGUUUGUAUUGAUCAUAGACCUACGAUUUUUCGCUAUGGUAUUGAUAGUGUUCAAGAAUGGAAUAUUUAAAUAUUACUUAUUACUAGACGUUAUUAAAUAAAGCCCAACACUAUAACAAUAACAUCAUUGUAUAAUUAGAUAUUCCGUUCUGCUAGUAUUUAUACUGGUAUACUAUAGUAGGAACUUAUCUAAUGAGCUAGUACUGUAGUGUGAAUAGACAAUUAACGAUUUAUCACUGUAAAUACUUAGUCUUAAUAGU